Molecule: messenger RNA, 4460 nt
Organism: Drosophila subpulchrella
Lineage: Eukaryota; Metazoa; Arthropoda; Insecta; Diptera; Drosophilidae
Gene: mtRNApol
Product: DNA-directed RNA polymerase, mitochondrial
Exons: 8
Coding region: 160-4269 (1369 amino acids)
Biological process (GO): mitochondrial transcription
Cellular component (GO): mitochondrial DNA-directed RNA polymerase complex
Molecular function (GO): mitochondrial promoter sequence-specific DNA binding; DNA-directed RNA polymerase activity; protein binding
Source: RefSeq, a predicted model, not a curated record
CUGCUUGCGGCCGCCACACGUGAAGUGCGCGGAAUAAACAACAAAUUGGACGGAUUCGGUGUGUAAUUAUGCAACAAAAGCUGUGUGAAAAGUGCCGAAAACUGCGAUAAUUUGAUGACAUUUGUGUGGAACGUGUGCGCCUAGUUGCAAUUCAUCGAAAUGUAUCGUUUGUUGAGUGCAAAUCGAGCGGCAGCAGUGCAAAAAGCACUGCGAGUGCCACCCACCGCCCACACAACAACAACAACAGUGUGCUGCGACUGCGGCAGCGGAAUUGCGCCUUCAAAUUUCAUCCAUUAUCAGCAGUAUUAUCAAAUGCUAUACCGCCAAAUGCCGGCAGUGACAACAACAACUGCAACCACAGGGUCAGCUACAACGCGCACACAAACAACAACACCCACACAGGCAGAUGCUUUGGCCCAGGCGAAAAAAAAGCGAUUGCGCAAGCCACGCUACGCUAAAUAUGUGGAACUCCUGGAGGUCACCGAACAGGCCAUCAGCGAGCGCAGAUCAAGGGUCAAGCGGCUCAAGUCCAAAAAGCUGGCUGACUUUAUACAGAAAGCCCAGCAGCAAAUCCUGGAGCGACGUGCCCGGGAGGAUCGCAAGGAUAAGAAGAGCAAGGGGGUGUUGGAUCUGGCGCAGCGGCAACCUGUGGAGUAUCAGAAGAUCGAUAUGGAGGCAUUGGAUGGUUCGAUUCUAGAGUCCGGCAUCUACGAUGAUCGGCCAAUGCUCUUCUUUGGCAAGGAUGAGUACACCAAACAGGUGAUUGCGAAUCCCGAGGAAAUGCAAAAUAUUCUCAAGAGCUUCCACAACUUUCGGGAUAUUAUCGAGAGCAUGGGGAAUGAUCAGCACGAAGCGGAUUUUGGGCUGAAUACCGCCAAGGUGCUUCCUGAAGAAAGCGACGUCUUGGAUCCUUUCGAAGCCAUUGAGCCUUACAUAAAUCCCCUGGACAAAAGCAAACCUGCUGUAACAGCCAUGGCCAUGCCCAACGGCAGUGCAGUCACAACCAAGUCCAAGAAACGAUUCAAGUCAAAGGUUCACGUGAACGAGGAGCAAGAGCGUCUGGCCAAACAGCGGGCACUGCACAUGAACCUAAAUACCUAUCUAAACGUUUGUGUUUCCGCUAACAUGCUCAAUCGCGCCCUGUCCACCAUUAUCGCUUAUCGGGGGAGGGUGAGAAAGAGUACUUUGCCUCACAUGUCCGAAGGCCUCAUCACCAUCGACCUGUACAACAUACUUCUACACGGUUAUGCGGCCAAGGGAUCCUUUGAUCGCUCGCAGGAGCUCUUUAAACUCAUCGAGGAGGAUGGUCUGGCGUUCAAUGAGCAAAGCUAUGCCGCCAUCUUUGAAUGCUUGGGACGCCUGGAACCGGAUGAACAGAAUCAGCAGUUCAUAGCCAAGUACAUUGAACAAGCUGAGAAGGAUGGAUUCAGUUUGAAUCAAAUCAUGGAUAUAUCGAAGUUUGUGGCCGAUCAGCGGGACAUUGCCCUGGAUGCCAUUCGAAGACUUCGUCCGGAUUUUAAGCCUGUCUAUGUGCCACCGCAACUGGGUUACGACAAUGAACUGUUGAAUCAUCUUAACGAGCACGUUUUACCUGUUGGAGAAGAGGGCAAACCCGGAAAAGAUGACUUGGACUAUGCCAUAAUGAACUCCAAGCGAGGCUACACCACAGCUCAAUUGGAGCAGCUCGCUAGGGAGCAACUCAAAAUAGAGCUGGAUGGAAGCAUUACCAUCAAGUCCAUUGAGAAAUCUAAGGAGUUUGCCAAUUCCGAAAAAUGCCGCGAACGCCUAAAGGAUUUGGAGGAAUCUUGGCGCAAACAAAUUUCGUCGGCUAUUGUGCGGGAUCUUAACACUCUGCGAGCUCAAGUUCGCUUCAAACCACAUGGCUUCAUGAACUACUACACAUAUCUGAAAACCCUGGACACCUCGCACUUUGCAGACAUCCUGAUCAAGGAACUGUACAAACUGGCCGAGGGCUCGGAAACAUUCAGUCCCACGGUGGGCCAGCUGUACAAACAACUCGGGCAGAAGGUGCAGCAGCGUUACCAAAUUGAGCAGAAGAAACACAACGGUACGCUGGAGAAGAUUGGCGAGAUUUACAGCUCGUACUGUGAACUAUGGGACAGCGGGAAGUCACAGGAUAACACGCGGCAGGCCUGGCAGCGUCUUGUGCACGAACAGCGAGAAAGUGGACCUAGCAUGGAUCUGCCGGAAGUGCCGUGGCCUUCCAAUGUUCUGACUGGCGUGGGUCGCUUUCUGUACAACAUUCUGAUGCGGGACAUCAAGAUUGACGCUCAUAUAAUGAGGCAAAAGAGCAAAACCAAAGCGGUUUCUCAGCCACAGAACAUGUUGCCCGCCUUCUACACUCUCUUCCGCAAUCAAGGACGUUUUGUUAAAGAGGAAGUCAAACCACAUCCGGUGCUCGCGAGAUUAUUUCGGGCUUCACGCCAGCAGACGCUAACCUUCGACUCAAAUCUGGUGCCCAUGCUGUGUCCUCCGCAACCUUGGAGUACUCCGCACAACGGUGGCUACCUGCUCAACAAGUCUGAACUGAUCCGCCUGCCUCACCAAGCCAUCCAGCAGUGGGACCGGAUAACCUCAUCCAACCCUCAGCACCUUUACCCUGCUCUAGAUUCCCUGAAUCAGUUGGCCAGUGUGCCUUGGCGGGUAAACACGCAGUUGUUGGAUGUGAUUAUUGAGGUGUUCCAGAAUGGUGGCGAUGCAAAGUUGGAUGUCCCUCAGCCACCCAGUUCCCUGCCUCCGCUUCCAACGCUACCGGCUAAAGAUGCCGAGGGCAACGCUGCCUCUUCGGCGGAUCGUGCUAAGCAAUUCCGGGACAAACUAGGUCAUCGAAGGAAGCAGGCCGAGAUGUACAGCUUGUGGUGCGAUGCUCUAUAUAGGUUGUCGCUGGCACAGCACUACCGCGAUAAAGUCUUCUGGCUACCGCACAACAUGGACUUCCGUGGACGCGUCUAUCCCGUCCCCCCUCAUCUAAACCACCUUGGCUCUGAUUUGGCUCGUUCAAUGCUCAUCUUCGAUCAGGCGCAGCCCCUGGGUGUCGAUGGUUUUAGUUGGCUCAAGCUGCACUGCAUCAAUCUGACUGGGCUUAAGAAACGCGACUCGGUGAGGGAGCGUCUCCUGUACGCGGAAGAGAUCAUGCCAGAUAUUCUGGACUCCGCAGACAAUCCGCUCACAGGACGUAUGUGGUGGUCCAAAUCAGAUGAGCCCUGGCAAACGCUGGCCUGCUGCAUGGAAAUCGCCAAUGUGCACCGCUGUCCCGAUCCCGCCGCCUAUCUUAGUCGCUUUCCCAUUCACCAGGAUGGUUCCUGCAAUGGGUUGCAGCAUUAUGCAGCUUUGGGAAGGGAUGAAGCGGGAGCGUGUAGUGUUAACCUAGCACCGUCGGCCAUUCCGCAGGAUGUCUACAGUGCAGUGGCCACGUUGGUGGAGAGGAGUAGGAAGACCGAUGCCCAGAACGGACUGCAUGUGGCAGAAGCACUAGCUGGAUUCGUUCGACGAAAGGUGAUUAAACAAACGGUGAUGACUACGGUUUACGGGGUGACCCGCUAUGGAGCAAGACUGCAGAUUGCUCGCCAACUGAAGGACAUCGAUGAGUUCCCCAAGGAUUGGGUGUGGCCGGCGUCCACAUACUUGACCACCAAGACGUUUGAGAGCCUGCGAGAAAUGUUCACAUCGACGAGGGAGAUCCAGGAUUGGUUUACGGAGUGCGCCCGGCUUAUUUCUGGUGUUUGUAGCCAGAAUGUGGAGUGGGUGACGCCACUGGGUCUGCCCGUGGUGCAGCCCUACAAUCGUCAGGAGAUGAAGCACUCGCCUCGCACCGGAUUUAGGGUGUCUUCGAACAUGCCGAUGGACAUGUAUGAGCGACCAAACAUCCUCAAGCAGAAGAACGCCUUCCCGCCGAACUUUAUCCAUUCGCUGGAUUCCUCGCACAUGAUGCUCACCUCGCUGCACUGCGAACGGCAGGGCAUCACAUUCGUUUCGGUGCACGACUGUUUCUGGACCCACGCCAACACCGUGCCGGAUCUGAAUCGGAUGUGUCGGGAGCAGUUUGUUGCCCUGCACUCGCAGCCCAUUCUGGAACAGCUGUCCGAGUUUAUGCGAAAGACCUACAGCUUUAAGGAUAACGACUUUACGAACGAUGGUUCCGUGGAGGAUCUGUCCAAGCGUCAGCUGAACCGUACUGUAAAGCAACUGCCGCAGAAGGGAGAUUUUGACCUGCGCAACGUACUCGACUCUGUGUACUUCUUCAGUUAGGAACAUUUCUACCUAGAAGACAUCUGCUACAGUGCCUAAUCGUAAUCGUAGUCAUUAGGUUUAUUUAAUAUACCAGUUUAAUUUGUUCAACAAUUCGGCUUUCAAUACCAAAAAAGAAAUUAUAAAAAAAACAGAAGCUACUAUGGGCGAUGGUGGAUCGACGCCAAAUGUGAUUUUGUAACAUUUAAUUA